Messenger RNA from Aedes aegypti (yellow fever mosquito), 2048 nucleotides. RefSeq names its product tubulin-specific chaperone E (gene Tbce). The transcript has 5 exons. The record is from RefSeq and is a predicted model, not a curated record. NCBI's taxonomy places the organism in Eukaryota, Metazoa, Arthropoda, Insecta, Diptera, Culicidae. Bases 230 to 1783 code for a protein of 517 amino acids. Gene Ontology annotation, molecular function: protein binding.
GAACAGCUGAAGUAUUUCUUGACCAUUACUUGUCCUAUCCUUUUGCAUAGUACUUACGAAGUGGAUACCAACCAUCAUCAGUCAGUGUUUCGUUUUCAUUAUUCUCGAAAGAAAGCUAAGUGCAGAAACAACUGUUCAGAAAAAUCUCAAAUUCCCCCCGCAUCGCCAGUGAAAGGACACUUUUUCGUUUCACAUCUGCUCGCUAACGGUACACCAGUCACACGGAUCGAUGAUUCCACCCAAUCAUCUGGAGGUGGGCGUCCGAAUCCGCAUCGGACAACAUUACGGAACCAUCCGCUACAUUGGAGAGGUGGCCAACACCGAGGGCGAAUGGGUUGGCGUCGAAUGGGACGAUCCCCAGCGAGGAAAACAUUCCGGAAUUGUGAACGGAGUGGAAUACUUCCAAACAAGCGCCGAAAAUUCAGGGUCAAUGAUUCGUCCGGAGAAGAUCCCCUCGUUUUGGACCCUGCUGGAGGCCAUCCAUGACAAGUACAUUGUGACCGAGGACACACUCCGUCUGGACGCGGAAAUGAUGAUGGAAGUGCAGAAGCAGCUUCAUGCGUCACUGUUUGAGGUGGUCGGAAUGGAGAAAAUCGGUGGCAAACAGAGCAACUUGAGCCACCUGGUGGACGUUUCGGUGGCUUACUCUCCGGUGAAUUCCGCCGGAGAUUUGUCCAGCUUCAAACGUCUACGCUCGUUGGAUGUUUCCGCGACGUUGAUUUGGAACUGGAAAAUCGUCGGCCAAAUAACGGCACAGAUUCCGACCCUGGAGGAACUCAAUCUGUCCAACAAUCGUUUGGUACGGCCAACAGAGGAGGAGAUUUCUUCACUCGUAACAAAAUUCCACAAUCUGAAGAAGCUGAUAUUGAAAAAGUGUGCCCUCGGCUCGUGGCCGGAGCUCGUUCGGCUGGCCCGAAUGUGGCCGCUGCUCGAGAGCCUGUCCCUGGAAGAUAACGACCUAUGCCUGGUAACGGAGGAAAGCUACGAGUUUGCGCUGACACAGUUGAGCAGUUUGGAUCUUCAGAAUAAUCACAUAAGCGGACGGGAAUCGAUUCAUGCAUUGGGACGUCUUCCAGCGCUGCAAGAAUUGUCUCUGAAUGCGAAUGGAAUCGAGGAAAUCGUAUUUCCGGAUUGUCGACACACGGAAAAGACCGAGCUAUUUCCAAAGCUUCAAGUACUUUACCUGAGGGAAAAUCCCAUCGUGAACCAGUGUGCUGCAUUUAACGAGCUGGACAAAUUGGCCUCCCUGGAGCAUUUGACCAUCGAUCCGGAUCCGCGGGUGAGUUACGAGGAAACGGUGGCCCGGGUCGUUGGUUCCAUCGGCGGGUUGAAAAUGUUCAAUCGGUCGGCUAUCACUGAGAAACUGAGACGCGACUCGGAGUGCGACAUGUGGAAAAUGUACGCGGUCCAGUGGGCCCAGGUCAGGACUGAUGCCCAGCAGCUGAAGGCGUUCUUCAAGGCGCACCGGAUGUAUCCGCGCGUGAUGGAACGACUUGGCAGUCCGGAACAAUUCCUCCCGGACAACCGCACCGUUUCCAACAUGCUGAACCUACACCUGCUGAACGAACGGACCGGCGAGACGCGCCAAAAGAAAGUCCCCAAAAGGAUCAAUCUGCAAACGCUGGAGAAUCUCAUCAUGAAACUGUUCGGCCCAUCGGAGCACCCGAAUCCGCUGCAGCUUUCCCUGCUCGAUCGCAAACGGGACGUACGCAUUCCGCUGGACAACCACGGUAAGAGUUUGGAUUUCUACUCGGUUGAAGAUCAGGAUACGAUCGUUUUCUAGAAAUAGCUUGGCUUAUUGGAGUGUUGAUGAAAUUUACAGUGCAAGCAACAAAAGCCGUACAAUUUUCUGCUUUCUCUCACCCGUUGCCUGAUUCCAAUAAAUUAGCAAAAGAUGUCUGGUAUUUAUUAGUAAUUUAUUUGCACUGACAAGCACGUAACUAUUACAUUCAAAUUUGUUUUACGUUUGACUAAUAUGAAGAGAGACACAUAACUGACCAACAGAUAUCUAAAUUUGUUAUAAAAAUCUUUGAAAACAGGUUUUUCAA